AUGGCUGCUAUUGGAUCGCUGGUCUUCUGCACCGAUUGCGGCACCUUGCUUGAGCCGAACACCGGCCGCAAGGCUUACAUCGAAUGCGAUGUCUGUGGCACGCAGAACAAAGGUAAAGUGUUUGCUUCCGGCUGUUAUGUGGAAAUGCGGUAUGGACUGACUCUGGGGCAGAUGCAUCGAACAGAACUAUUGUGACCACUUCGAAGCCUUCAGCAUUCCCUUCAACUCUGCGUACUCGCCUCAGAUCAGACGUCCAGGAAAUUGCGGAAGGCGACAUCCAGACCGACGCCGAGAUUCAGCAGACUUGCGAGAAAUGCGGCAACGAUACCGUCACCUUCUACACGCUUCAGCUCCGUUCCGCAGAUGAAGGCAGCACAGUCUUCUACACUUGUCCAAAGUGCAACCACAAAUGGAACACUAAUAAUUGA
Lecanosticta acicola is the source of this 428-nucleotide messenger RNA. NCBI's taxonomy places the organism in Eukaryota, Fungi, Ascomycota, Dothideomycetes, Mycosphaerellales, Mycosphaerellaceae. The record is from the annotation of a GenBank genome assembly.